AUUUCUCUCCGCCCACCAUGAGACUGAGCUGCAAUGGCUGCAGGGUCCUCCGCAAAGGCUGCACUCAUAACUGCAUCAUUAGGCCUUGCCUUCACUGGAUCAAAUCUCCUGACUCCCAAGCCAACGCCACCCUCUUCCUCGCCAAGUUCUAUGGCCGUGCUGGUCUCCUUAAUCUCCUUCAAGCCGGUCCUCAUCACCUCCGUCCUGCUAUAUUCAGGUCACUCUUAUUCGAGGCUUGUGGUCGAGUUGUGAAUCCCGUAUAUGGUUCGUUGGGUUUGAUGUGGUCCGGGAACUGGAAGCAGUGCCAGGCAGCCGUUGAUUCGGUUCUCAAUGGCAUACCUAUCACUCAACAUUCUUCCUCAGCGCCGCACAUGAUUACUCCUCCUCUUAACUCCUACGACAUGCGCCACUUGCCAAAGAAUCUGAACAGGGUGCCCACACGGACCCGGUUCAACCGCCCCACGUCAGUGGAUCCAGACAAGGUUGGCGAACCGGUCAAUGGGACGAAGACCCAGCCAGUGGUAAAUGAAGACGGGGAGGUGGGGCUAGAGCUCUCUCUUGGUCCGGUUCCUCAGCUAGUGCCUCCUGGAGAGGCCAACAAGUGCUCAAUUAGCGACUUACGGGUGUACUCCGGAGUAUAAGCAAUUUUGGCGGCUUUUAUGAGGGUGGUUUUAACUUUCGCCUGAUCCAAUAUUACCCUCUUGAAGUAAAGUAAACUUUACAAUUUAUUAGUCUUUUAUUUCCAAUUUCCAUUUCUGAUCGAAUAUAUGUACGUAUAUGAUGUUGGGUGAGGGGUUAGUUGGUGUAUAUAUACUGAUAUUGGAAACAUUUAACAUGGUUAUACAUAUAUUUAGUAUGAUAAUGCACGAUGGCGAUACGUAAAUAUUGAUGGACGUGGGCUUUACAUUUGGCGGAGGGUGGCAGUGAGCUGAUUCCACGUCGCUUCGGUGUUGGCGACAGCUGCUCCUCAUGCAACGCCUCAUGUA
Messenger RNA from Carica papaya (papaya), 986 nucleotides. RefSeq names its product LOB domain-containing protein 42-like. NCBI's taxonomy places the organism in Eukaryota, Viridiplantae, Streptophyta, Magnoliopsida, Brassicales, Caricaceae. Gene Ontology annotation, biological process: regulation of gene expression. The record is from RefSeq and is a predicted model, not a curated record.